Messenger RNA from Australozyma saopauloensis, 1773 nucleotides. It is a transcript of the gene ILV3, whose product is annotated as dihydroxy-acid dehydratase. NCBI's taxonomy places the organism in Eukaryota, Fungi, Ascomycota, Pichiomycetes, Serinales, Metschnikowiaceae. The transcript has a single exon. Bases 1 to 1773 code for a protein of 590 amino acids. Gene Ontology annotation, molecular function: dihydroxy-acid dehydratase activity. Gene Ontology annotation, cellular component: mitochondrion. Gene Ontology annotation, biological process: branched-chain amino acid biosynthetic process. The record is from RefSeq and is a predicted model, not a curated record.
AUGCUUUCUCGCAACCUCGCCAUGCGUCCCGGCGCCAGCAGAACCUUCUGCUCGUCCGCGGCCACUCUCCAGAAAAAGUUGAACAAGUACUCCUCAAUUGUCACCCAGGACAAAUCCCAGGGUGCAUCGCAAGCCAUGCUUUACGCUACUGGCUUCAAGGCUGAUGACAUGAACAAGGCACAGAUCGGUGUCGGAUCUGUGUGGUGGUCUGGUAACCCAUGUAACAUGCACUUGAUGGACUUGAACGACCAGUGUACCGAGUCGGUCAACAAGGCUGGCUUGAAGGGUAUGCAAUUCAACUCCAUUGGUGUUUCGGACGGUAUCACCAACGGAACUGAGGGUAUGAAGUAUUCGUUGCAAUCGCGUGAGAUCAUCGCCGACUCCUUCGAGACCUUGAUCAUGGCUCAAAUGUACGACGGUAACAUCUCCAUUCCUUCUUGUGACAAGAACAUGCCUGGUGUUCUCAUGGCCAUGGGUAGACACAACAGACCUUCGCUCAUGGUCUACGGUGGUACCAUUUUGCCUGGCCUGCCUACAUGUGGCACCAGCGCUGAGAUCCCCGAGAAGAUCGACAUCAUCAGUGCUUUCCAAUCCUACGGUCAGUUCUUGUCCAAGUCCAUCACCGAGGAGCAACGUGUGGACGUUGUGCAACACGCUUGCCCAGGUCCCGGUGCUUGUGGUGGUAUGUACACUGCUAACACCAUGGCUUCCGCUGCUGAGGUCAUGGGUAUGACCCUCCCAUUCUCUUCUUCGGCCCCAGCCGUUUCUAAGGAGAAGGCUCACGAGUGUGCCUCUGUCGGUGAGGCCAUCAAGAACUUGUUGCAAUUGGACUUGAAGCCUCGUGACAUUAUGACCAAGAAGGCUUUCGAGAACGCCAUCACCUACAUCAUCGCCACUGGUGGUUCCACCAACGCUGUGUUGCACAUGAUUGCUAUUGCCUCUUCCGUCGACAUCACCAUCACUGUCGAUGACUUCCAGAGACUCUCCGACAACACCCCAUUGUUGGCUGACUUCAGACCUUCCGGUAAGUAUGUCAUGGCUGACUUGCAAUACGUUGGAGGUACUCCUGCCGUCAUGAAAAUGUUGAUGGCUGAGGGCUUGAUUGAUGGCUCUCAAUACACCGUCACUGGUAAGACUAUCAAGGAGAACUUGGAAAAGCUCCCUGCUUUGAAGGAGGGCCAAGACAUUGUCCGUCCAUUGUCUAACCCAUUGAAACCAAGUGGUCACUUGCAAAUUCUUAAGGGUUCUUUGGCUCCAGGCUCCUGUGUUGCUAAGAUUACCGGUAAGGAAGGUACUUACUUCAAGGGUAAGGCUCGUGUUUUCGAUGCCGAGGAUCUCUUUAUUGAGGCUUUGGAGAAGGGUGAGAUCAAGAAGGGUGAAAAGACUGUGUGUGUUAUCAGAUACGAGGGUCCAAAGGGUGGCCCUGGUAUGCCUGAGAUGUUGAAGCCAUCUUCUGCUUUGAUGGGUUACGGUUUGGGUAAAGAUGUCGCUUUGUUGACCGAUGGUAGAUUCUCCGGUGGUUCCCACGGUUUCUUGAUCGGCCACAUCGUCCCAGAAGCUGCUGUCGGUGGUCCAAUUGCCUUGGUGAAGGAUGGCGAUGAGAUUGUCAUUGACGCCGAAAACAACAUCAUCGACUUGUUGGUCGACGAGGAAAUCAUGGCUGAGCGUAAGAAGCUCUGGACUGCUCCAGCUCCAAAGUACACCAGAGGUACUUUGUUCAAGUACUCCAAGUUGGUUUCCGAUGCUUCCCAAGGUUGCGUCACCGACUUGUAA